GUACUUAAAAAGUAUAAAGAGACAAAUAAGUCAUUCUAGCUCUUUAGUGUCAUAAGUCUAGAUCUAUCUAGGUCUAGAGAUUUAACAUUGAACCUGUGUCUUAGGAUUCAACAAACUAUUAAAUAAUUCCCAGGCCGUUUAAAGCGACUGAAUGACAGCAAGCUGUUUGAGCAAAACACAACCAUGUUUUUAUAUAAACCACUUGUAAAAGCAUUAGUGACAUCCUUUACAGCUGAUAGUGGUUCAAAUUAUUAUCGUUGUUUUAUUAGAUGUAGCAGCACAAUCAAGGAUUCAGUCAACCUUUUGGCAACUUAUAAAAAGGAGAAACAAGUGAUCUCAGCUGAUAGAUCAUUUGAACAUGCCACGCCUUCCCCCUACAUCAAACCAGGUGCACGAAGAUAUGGAUAUAGAAAGACGUAUAUGACUUCAGGAGUUCUACCUCGUCCUGAUGGUCCUCUCAGAUCAAUUCCACCAUACAAAGUCAAAGAUAGUUGGUCAAAACCAAAGGCAUUGUUUGGUCAAAAUGACUAUAUUGAUAUCCUUGGAGACGGCACCCUUCAUCCUGCUGACCUGUUGACUGGCCCACGCUGGUUGAUAGCCUUUAAAGGCAAUGAAAGGGAAAGGCUAAUGCGUAAGAUGGAGUGGGAGGGGCCUCGUCUCAAGAUGUUUUAUCCGACAGAAUAUAAUCGCAUGGAUAAGAGGAUCCGCUACUUGACUAAAUUGUACAAUCACAAAAGGUGUAAAAGAUGGCGUGAUGGUCCAAUGGAUGACUGAUCAUGUGGUGGAUGUUUAUGUUGUAGUGGUAAGAAAAAAUAAAUCAUACUUGAUGGGA
This is a messenger RNA of Physella acuta, 832 nucleotides long. Its product is annotated as large ribosomal subunit protein mL51. Gene Ontology annotation, molecular function: structural constituent of ribosome. The record is from RefSeq and is a predicted model, not a curated record. Gene Ontology annotation, cellular component: mitochondrial large ribosomal subunit. NCBI's taxonomy places the organism in Eukaryota, Metazoa, Mollusca, Gastropoda, Physidae. Gene Ontology annotation, biological process: translation.